GCUGCAGUCGUGUCUUCCACAGCGAGCAUGGCGUCUAAGUCGAAGAAGGUUUUGUUGUCAGGAGAGCCUCUCCACCAAGCCCAGGCCCGAACAAAGGCGGCUUUGGACCAGCGGGACGAGAAAUCGAUUGUCAGGCUCCUCAAGGAUGCAGGGGUGACAUCCUACGAGCCUAGGGUGGUGAGCCACCUGGUGGAUCGGAUGCGCAGAUAUACGCGCGAGGUGUUGAUUGAUGCAAGGGACUACGCUGACCACGCCGGGAGAACCGACCUCGGCAUGCAGGACGUGCGAUUAGCCGUGCGCAAGAAGCAGGAUGCGCUAUCCGCCGGCCCUCCCUCACGAGAGGACCAAAUACGGCAGGCUGACGAGGUCAACCGGAUACCCUUACCGGCGAUCCCCGACAAGUUCGGGGUGCGGUUGCCGCCCUUCGAAUACCAAAACACGCUCCCCAACCUGCAGUGGGAAGCACACGCUGAGCCGCGAGUCCACGAUGAAGCGGGCGAGACGGACGUGGACCCAGAGCAAGCUCAGUCCUCGCUUAGUGGCAACCGCAACAAGAAGACCAAGACUACCCCGGGGCUGGAAACGAAGAAACCCCUGACUCUGAAGGAGAAGAAGGAGCAGGAGGAGGCCAACAGGGCUAAGGCUGAAGCAAAGGCUGCGCGGAGACGGCUGCAGGCGCAAAACGCGAAGAGGGGUUGAUUUAUGUAUUGCCUUGGUAUGGCAGGUGUCGUGGCGCAAGCCCGUUGUGACGGCCCGACCUCCGCCAAUCCGGCGAAUGGAUGAAUGUGGUAGGAUAGGGGUGGGAGACAGUGUACAGAAGGAUGUUGAGGAUGAUGGCCCGAGUGUGGAGUGCUGUAGUGUUUGCGUAUUUUCGUGUUCGUCGAAGGAAAACAAGGAGGCUCCCAAGGCUUGCUGUGUCGUGAUUGCAAACAGUGCGGUUUGCUGGAUUCGAAGAAAGAAAAAAAAAACACAUCUACAGCACCUGCUUA
Messenger RNA from Ectocarpus sp. CCAP 1310/34, 989 nucleotides. The record is from the annotation of a GenBank genome assembly. NCBI's taxonomy places the organism in Eukaryota, Phaeophyceae, Ectocarpales, Ectocarpaceae.